CAUAUUCUAUGGACGAUAACUCUCCCACUUGAGUUUUGAGUUUUAUGAAGCAGUGUGAUGGUUAAUGGUAUGCUGCAAAACAGCAUCAAGAAUAUCAAAUAUAAAGGGGAUCUUUUGCUAUAGUGAUGCAUUGAUGGUUUUCACUAAACUAGUCCAUAAGUAGGGAGUGCCCGCUGAUGCAACGGCUUAUGGUUGUCUAGAGUUGUUUUUCAUGCACAUAGAUGUUUUCUAGACAAACACUGCUUCGACGCUUGGUCUCGGGAAAUAAUUAGCUUGUUCAUUGUGUGCAGAAGUUUGAAUUUCUGCCUUGAAGAGGAACUGACGUUAGCUAAAGCAGGUCAAUCAGAGAGAGAGAGAGAGAAGAGAGAGAGUGAGAGCGAGCGAGCGAGCUAACGCUAGAGCAGCCGCACUGUCUGCUAGCACUGCAGCCGUAUGUGCUUUUAUCUGCCUCCAAUGCUAAACUUCACUUAUUAACGCGACUGGGGGAAAUAUAAUGCAUUCGAUGCACAUUUUUGAGUGUUCGUAACUCUAUAUUGCCAGUUGGGGGGAGUUUGCAUCAGUGCAGGACGGUGUUAUUUGUUUCAGAUCAGAGCAGUUGAGCUGAGUUAGCUUAGCUAUAGCGAGCAGCCAGCGAGCCCAAGUUCCUUCAAGCUCCUUUGCGUUUCGCUGUCAAGAUGCCUGCGAUGUUGGAGAAGGGCACCGCUGAGAUAUCGGGUAAAAGAAGGGGCAGAAACUCUGUGAAUAAUCCGGCCAAAAGUUUUACUUCAAAUGGGAACAGCAACCAUUCAUGGGAGGAAGGAAGUUCGGGUUCCUCAAGUGAUGACGAGCAUGGUGCAGGCGGGAUGCGAGUUGGACCGCAGUAUCAGGCAGUUGUUCCUGAUUAUGAUCCUGAGGUAGCAAAGGCAAGCCAAGAGAGAGAUAAUCUGGGAAUGCUGGUGUGGCUUCCAAAUCCAAGUAUACCAGAGGCCAAAUUGGAUGAGUACAUUGCAAUAGCCAAAGAAAAACAUGGGUACAAUAUGGAGCAGGCAUUGGGCAUGCUGUUUUGGCACAAACACAACAUUGAAAAAUCUUUGGCAGAUCUCCCCAACUUCACCCCUUUUCCAGAUGAGUGGACAGUUGAAGACAAGGUGCUGUUUGAACAGGGUUUCAGCUUUCAUGGGAAGACGUUUCACCGCAUCCAGCAGAUGCUUCCAGACAAGUCAAUUGCAAGCUUGGUUAGAUUCUAUUACUCGUGGAAGAAAACGCGCAGUAAAACGAGUGUGAUGGACCGCCAUGCGCGCAAACAGAAGAGAGACAGAGAGGAGAGUGAUGAUGGAGAAGAAAAUAGUUGCAUCUCUCCAGGGGAUGCAGAAUUGGAGCCAAAUAAGGAUGAGAAGAAAGAGCCAGCAAAUCUUGCAGAAAAGUCAAUGCAUGUUAAGAAAGAAGUACAGGGACUUGCUGGGAGGAACCUACACAGGGCAAAGAAGAAACCUCCUAAAGGAAUGCAUUUAAACUCCGAUGAUGUGGCGGCAAUGUCAGGCAGUGGCCCGGCUGCAGUUAGUGUUCUGAGACGGCUGGAUAUGGAGGUCAUUGCCAUAAAACGACAGAUUCAGAGCACUAAACAGCACAAUAGUGCCCUCAGAGAAAAGCUGGACACAGGUGUGGAAGAGUUUAGGCCAUCUGAGGCUAAUCAGAAAUUUAAUACCCGCUGGACCACAGAAGAGCAGCUGCUUGCAGUACAAGCUAUAAGGAAGUACGGGCGGGAUUUCCAAGCCAUUUCUGAUGUGAUCGGCAACAAGUCAGUGGUUCAAGUGAAAAACUUCUUUGUGAAUUACCGGCGUCGCUUCAACCUGGACGAGGUACUGCAGGAAUGGGAAGCUGAGCACGGCGUGGAGGGACGGAAGGGUUUAGAUGAAGAGAAGAUGGAGGUGUCUUCCGAAGAGGGAACCACCCCGGGGCCUUCAGAAAACCAGGCAGAGGAACCAACGGCAAUGGAAACACAGAACCCUUCAGUUUCCUGAGUUCUCCAACAGCGGUCAGACGAGCUCAGAUCAGUUAAUAUCGCAGCUGUGCGUAAGAGGCAUUAAGGCUUCAGUUGCCUCAAGUGAAGCCUCUUCGUAAUGGACAUUCCUCCCCCAUCCCUGUCCCUCCAACUCCCACCCCCCUAUUGAACCCAGGACUCUCACAGGAGCUACCGCAUAGGAGCGCAAACUUCACCAAGCUACUCUACGGAA
Sinocyclocheilus rhinocerous is the source of this 2213-nucleotide messenger RNA. Its product is annotated as REST corepressor 1-like. Gene Ontology annotation, cellular component: histone deacetylase complex; transcription regulator complex. Bases 675 to 2000 code for a protein of 441 amino acids. Gene Ontology annotation, biological process: regulation of transcription by RNA polymerase II; negative regulation of DNA-templated transcription. The transcript is spliced from 12 exons. Gene Ontology annotation, molecular function: transcription corepressor activity. The record is from RefSeq and is a predicted model, not a curated record. Lineage: Eukaryota; Metazoa; Chordata; Actinopteri; Cypriniformes; Cyprinidae.